Molecule: messenger RNA, 3863 nt
Organism: Ornithorhynchus anatinus (platypus)
Lineage: Eukaryota; Metazoa; Chordata; Mammalia; Monotremata; Ornithorhynchidae
Gene: PLEKHA1
Product: pleckstrin homology domain containing A1
Exons: 13
Coding region: 384-1559 (391 amino acids)
Cellular component (GO): cytoplasm; membrane
Molecular function (GO): PDZ domain binding
Source: RefSeq, a predicted model, not a curated record
GCUGGACCGUGGGUACUGCUGAGUAAGUUUGGUUGUCUUGUAAGACAUCCUCCAGAAAUACCACAAUGUUAGAGCUACUGUCUCAGAGUUGAGGGUACUUUAUCAAACCUUCCCCAUCACUAAAAGGGUAAACCGUAACAGGUCUAGGCUCCUUAACAUGAACAAGUUGAAGUCUUCGCAGAAGGAUAAAAUCUGUCAAUUUAUGAUCUUCACACAAUCUAGUGAAAAGACAGCAGUGAGUUGUCUUUCUCAGAAUGACUGGAAGUUAGAUGUCGCCACCGAUUUUUUUCAAAAUACUGAGCUUUAUAUUUGAGAGUGUUAAAGGAUCACGGGACAGAAAGAAGUUAGAACAUCUAUAGAGAGUGUAAUGUUCCGGCUCAGAAAUGCCUUAUGUUGAUCGCCAGAAUCGUAUCUGUGGCUUUCUAGACAUUGAAGAAAAUGAAAACAGUGGCAAGUUUCUGCGGAGAUACUUCAUACUGGACACCAGAGAAGAUAGUCUGGUGUGGUACAUGGAUAAUCCACAGAACCUUCCCUCUGGAUCACAGCCUGUUGGAGCUAUUAAGCUUACCUAUAUUUCAAAGGUUAGCGAUGCAACUAAACUAAGGCCAAAGGCAGAAUUCUGCUUUGUUAUGAAUGCAGGGAUGAGGAAAUAUUUCCUACAAGCAAAUGAUCAGCAAGACCUAGUAGAAUGGGUAAAUGUUUUGAACAAAGCUACAAAAAUAACAGUACCAAAGCAACCAGAUCCUCAAACUCAUUCAGAUAACGUAAAUCGCCAAGUUGAAAAUCCGGGUGGAAAGAAGCAAGUAUCAUAUCGAACUGAAAUUGUGGGUGGAGUACCUAUCAUUACGCCUACUCAGAAAGAAGAUUUAAAUGAGUGUGCAGAUGGGAUGGACAGAAACAAUUUGAAACGGUCACAAAGUCAUCUUCCGUACUUCACUCCUAAACCUCCCCCAGAUAAUGCAGUUAUCAAAGCUGGAUACUGCGUUAAACAAGGAGCAGUGAUGAAGAACUGGAAGAGAAGAUAUUUUCAAUUAGAUGAAAAUACAAUAGGCUACUUCAAAUCUGAACUGGAAAAAGAACCUCUCCGGAUAAUACCACUUAAAGAGGUUCAUAAAGUCCAGGAAUGUAAACAAAGUGAUAUUAUGAUGAGGGACAAUCUCUUUGAAAUUGUAACAACAUCUCGCACCUUCUUUGUUCAGGCUGACAGUCCAGAAGAAAUGCAUAGCUGGAUUAAAGCGAUUUCUGGAGCUAUUGUAGCACAGCGGGGACCUGGAAGAUCAGCAACUUCUAUGCGGCAGGCCAGAAGGCUGUCGAAUCCUUGUAUACAGAGGUAUACAGCAAGAACUGGUGAAUGCAGCACGAGCAUUCCAGCUGUCCUUCAGACUCCUCUGCUUUCCGUGCCACAGCAGCCCCCUCACAUUCCGCAGCCUCUCGCAACAACUCUCUGGUCUCAAGCUUUACCGUGGAGAAGCGAGGAUUUUACGAAUCUCUUGCCAAGGCCAAGCCAGGGAACGUCAAGGUCCAGACUGUCUCUCCAAGAGAACCAGCUUCCAAAGUGACUGGGCAAGGCCCCUUGGAACCGCCAAGUGAAAAUGGCCCUCAGGAAAAGGAUUCUGACCCCGGGGAUCCGGAACGGAACUUCGGCCCAGUGGAUCUGGAUGAUGCGAGCCUUCCAGUUAGUGAUGUGUAGUGGAGGAAAUGCUUAGAGACUGAUCUACCCGAGGGUCCUUCAAUAACUUCUGGGCCCAGGGGUUUCUAGCCAAAGAAUAAGAAAAAGAAAAGGGGGGAAAUGCAAUGUUGUGUGGAUAUAUAGAUAUAUACAUUUAUGGGUUCUGGUGGGUUCGAAUGGAGAAUGGACAUUGUAUUUUUCUCCCUGUCCUGGUGAUCAAUCACCUUAAAAUGGGGGAGGAGCCUCACUCAUGCAGUGCAUACAGUUCUUGAGUGUGUCUAGGUACCAACAUCUGUAGAGCUUUUCUGGCCUCAUUUGAGCAGUUACAAUUUUUGACCAUUUUUACUAUAGGUUUCAAUCUGUGGAAAAAAUGAGUCGGUUUCAACACUAAAUAUAUUAUAAGAAUGUUAAAGCACACCUGGGGAUUUUUUUUUAAUCCUUUUAAAAAAAAAGAUAGGCUUGACUAUUUUGUGUGUGUGUUCCCACACACAGUAAAUUAUGUAGGUUCUGAUUAGUUUCUACUCUGGAAGCAUCGGCAGGCCAAGAUUUCUCUAUUACUUAGAAUUUUGCCAGAGGUGCUUUAAAAUUUGCGUUAGGAAGCUAGCGUUACUAUUUCCGAUAUUUAAAAAUAUUUUUGAUGCGCACCACUCUCCCGCGGUGAGCUCUUCUUUGUCUUUGAUUUUUAGUUUUUGCACAUUGAAUCCUAUUGGACCACCAAGUGUUUUGAUUGAGGGGAAUGGGUUGAGGCCUGGGGUUUAAAGGAGAUCAAAAUACUGCAUCUUUGAUAUUUGAACUUACUACUAGAUUUUAUAUUGUAUUUUGUCAGGCUUUGCAAGUUACUACUUAUGAAAUAAUAAAAAUUCUAUUGUUUGGUAUCUGUUUUCUGAGAGAUUUUAAUUUUCUUAUCAAUGUUUUGUGAACACUUCUUCUUUCUAUAUUUGGAUCAGUGAAAGACCUCAAGUUUAUUUUUUUGGAGUGACAUGACAGAUGAUGAACAUUUGUUCAUAAUCCUACUAUUGUGGCCUGUAAUUUUUGUGCACUAAUAAUCUAUAUUCAAGUGCCUGUGUCGUCUCAUUUUGUUUUUUACAUUUUGAGAUUGAUGUGUGUACAGUUCUACUUUACUGGUUUUAAACCUUGGGAUUAAAUUGUUUUUGAAAGUUAAAGUUUGUGUAAGACUAUUUAAGGUAUUAAUGUUUUUGUUUUUGUUUUUUUCCGCUAGGGGAAUUCCAGGAUGCUGGCAUUGCAUCUGCUAGCUGUGCAAUAUGUAUGUUUUUCAGAUAUAAUUCAGGUUAUAUGUCACAUGGGGGUGUCAUAAAUGCAAACAACUCCAUUUAAGAACCUUUGAAUUACAAUGUUUAAUUAGAUAGGAUCAUUUUAAGUCUAGAUUGAGCAUGUACUAUUUUGUGGUUCAAUCUCGAAAGAUGCCUGCCUAAACCAAACAAAAUCUUGAAUUUAAUGUGCUGCUUUUUUUUGUGAUUCAAACUUUUUAGUUUGGCAAUACGACUUGUUUUGGAAAUUAAUAGAUUUCUGUCCCAAAGUUUCGUUUUCUAAGUUGGACUUAUGACAUAAGUUGUCUACUAAAAGACUGCGAUCCAAAGGUUAAGCAGUCUUUCCAAAACCAAGGUAGACUAAACUUCAGUUGAAAAAGCAGAUUACAGAAGAACUAUUCAGUUGUCAUAAUCAUAAGCUAACCUGUUUUUUGUGUUCUAUUUAUAAUUAAAAGAAAAUGUCCUUUGUUAACUACAUGUGAAAACUAACCAUAGAAUGGAACCUUUUAGCCAGUUUUAAAUAAAGCAGAUUUAAAUGUUGGAUAAAGAAUAAUAGCUCUUCUGAAAUACUCCUUUUCAUGAGCAUGUGAUAUUUUGCAUUAAUGUUUUUAUUGUACUUUUAAAACCGAAAUUCACUCUCUUUGGUACAGCUUUUACACUGCAUGUUCAUCUUGGUAUAUUUUGGUAUUGGCAGCUUAACGUAAUGGGUGGCGGCCAAGCUUUUAGCUCCAUUUAGGGACUUUCUAAUAGAACUGCUCUGGUAGUUCAGUAGCAUAGGACAAGUAUUCUUGUGGUUGGUAAUUGUCAGGGUCACCUAAUACUAGGUUUUCAAAUCUAUGAAAAUGGUUAAAUUAUUUUCAAACCUGUGCCAUUUCUUGUAGAUAUAACACAUUUGAAUGGUCAAUAAAUUAGUUUGAAUACCCGAA